Molecule: messenger RNA, 3248 nt
Organism: Pygoscelis adeliae (Adelie penguin)
Lineage: Eukaryota; Metazoa; Chordata; Aves; Sphenisciformes; Spheniscidae
Gene: PELI1
Product: pellino E3 ubiquitin protein ligase 1
Exons: 6
Coding region: 70-1326 (418 amino acids)
Biological process (GO): regulation of Toll signaling pathway; protein K48-linked ubiquitination
Molecular function (GO): protein binding; ubiquitin protein ligase activity
Source: RefSeq, a predicted model, not a curated record
AAUGAAAAAAGCGUGCCACAACUCUUGAUCAGAGACCUGAAAUUUGAGAAGAAGUCAUUAGCUAAGCUCAUGUUUUCUCCUGAUCAAGAAAAUCAUCCAUCAAAAGCACCAGUAAAAUAUGGUGAAUUGAUUGUAUUAGGGUACAAUGGGUCUCUCCCAAAUGGAGAUAGAGGAAGAAGAAAAAGUAGGUUUGCUUUAUUUAAAAGGCCCAAGGCAAAUGGGGUGAAACCUAGCACUGUGCAUAUUGCCUGUACCCCUCAAGCAGCAAAGGCAAUAAGUAAUAAGGACCAACACAGCAUAUCUUAUACUUUGUCUCGGGCCCAGACUGUAGUAGUUGAAUAUACACAUGACAGCAACACAGAUAUGUUUCAGAUUGGUCGGUCAACGGAGAGUCCUAUAGACUUUGUUGUGACAGACACAGUUCCUGGAAGUCAGAGUAAUUCAGAUACACAGUCUGUGCAGAGCACUAUAUCAAGGUUUGCCUGCAGAAUCAUAUGUGAACGUAACCCUCCUUUUACAGCAAGAAUAUAUGCUGCAGGAUUUGACUCCUCAAAAAACAUCUUUCUUGGGGAGAAAGCUGCGAAGUGGAAGACAUCAGAUGGGCAAAUGGAUGGGCUAACCACAAAUGGUGUUCUUGUUAUGCAUCCCCGUAAUGGAUUUACAGAAGACUCCAAGCCAGGGGUGUGGCGAGAGAUAUCUGUCUGUGGGAAUGUGUUCAGCCUCCGUGAAACCAGAUCAGCUCAGCAGAGGGGAAAAAUGGUUGAGAACGAAACGAACCAACUCCAAGAUGGCUCUCUAAUUGACCUGUGUGGAGCAACACUGCUGUGGCGCACUGCGGAAGGGCUUUCACGCACUCCUACUGUCAAGCACCUGGAGGCACUAAGACAGGAAAUAAAUGCGGCGAGGCCCCAGUGUCCCGUGGGGUUUAACACCUUGGCAUUUCCCAGCAUGAAGAGGAAAGAUGUUGUAGACGAAAAGCAGCCGUGGGUGUAUCUGAACUGUGGCCACGUCCACGGCUAUCACAACUGGGGAAACAAAGAGGAGAGAGACGGCAAGGAUCGCGAGUGUCCCAUGUGCCGCUCCGUCGGCCCCUAUGUGCCUCUGUGGCUUGGAUGCGAAGCAGGAUUUUAUGUGGAUGCAGGACCUCCAACUCAUGCGUUCAGCCCAUGUGGACACGUGUGCUCAGAAAAGACAACUGCAUAUUGGUCCCAAAUUCCUCUUCCUCAUGGUACUCACACUUUUCACGCAGCCUGUCCGUUCUGUGCACAUCAGCUGGCUGGUGAGCAAGGUUACAUCAGACUCAUUUUCCAAGGACCUCUUGACUAACACAUGUGUUACUGAGGACUGCAGUAAACUGAUAAGCUAAGCGAUUCUGAUUUUUAAACCGUUUUUCGUAUUCUCUGGGCUUUGCUGGUUUGCAUUAAGAUGAAGAAUUUUUGGGUUUUUGUUACAACAGCUAAAUCCCUCUCUAUUGAGAAAAGUCUGGAAAUGGAAGAAAUGGGGGGAGAAGGGGGAGAACUGCUUUUUUUUAGCUAAUAACUACUUCUGAAGAGGUGAAGUGUUGUAGAAUGAACUUUGAUGCCUUCCAUUUAAUGGUUUUGAAUCACAUGCCCACAGUGUUUGAAAGUUGUUUCAUUCUUUUUGUAUAUGGAGGGUAAAUAGUUCAAAGAACAUUAGUUUACAGCUUGGAUGCAAACAUUGUAAAAUAUAACGUGUAUAUUAACUCUUUUCUAUUUAUCUUUAUUAUUGAAAAUACGUAGAAUGUUUAGAGAGUAGCAUGGUCAUAGUGUGUUCAUCCAGCAAUUGGAUGUGUAGAGUAGUUCUGGAUGGAGAAGGACGUGAGAUGGAAAUGGUAGAAAAAUCUUUUUUAAUCUAAAAUACUGAGUUCUUAGAAUAGUUAAAAUGCUUUUUAAACAAAGCUAAUGCAAAUUAUGAUGGCAUAAAGGUGUGCUUAACCAUGUUGAAAGGUAGCUAAGAAGGACUUCUUAAAAUGUCUUUUUGGUAGGACUGUACUUAAGAUCUGGUUAUGAGGAGAAUAUUUACCAGACUCUUUGAAUAUGCAACUUAGUCUAGAUUAAGGAUUUUUUUCUCCCUUCACGCUAACACAUCUCUUUAUUUAGCAUUAGUGACAUUUGUGAGGGUUUUUCCAAUGUUAAACAUUAACAAACCUGAAGGACGAGGCUCAUUUUGUUCCUUGCCGUUUGGGGUGCGGGGUGAGGGGAGAGGCAGAUGUGCCUGUGCACAUGUGUGGGGAGCAGGGAGCAAUUUGUGAAUUGGCCAAGGCCACACCUUGUGACAGGCUUGUCAGUCGGAUGUUCUGCCUUUCUGCUGGCCCGUUGCAAACUGGCACUUGGGCGCGCGGGAGCCACGGGCUUCACAGGCUUGCCUUUACCCUGCUGCGAGGAGCUGGCUGCAAAUGCUCACCUAGGCCACGCACGGAACAAAGCUGAAGCCUGGUACCCAAGGGAUGCGUGCCUGCGUCCUUGUGCAACUUGACACGAUUGGCAGUCUAUCAGGGGAGAGCUUGAGCCGAGACUGGACGGGACUCGUAGACCUCGGUGUGUGGGAUGCUUGCGUAAGGUCUGCUCACGCUGAGGUGGGCUCUAGUUAGUAGUCUCUCCCUGCUCUCCCCUUCCUACCCUUCCUUUCCCUCUGUAUCCACCAGAAAAGGCCAGUGCACUACAUCCAGCUUUGCCGCUAACCCACUGUGCUUCAUGGCAAAUACACAACCUGACCUUUUAGGAUUGAGUUGAGCUUUUUUGGCCAGCUUCAUACUUUUUUAAAAAAAUACGUACUGUAUAAUUGACGGUAGCAAAUUUCUGUACUUUAUAGCAUAGCUUUAAUUUUUCCUUUCGAAGCUAUUCUAAAACUUUCUUGGUUUAAAAAGAGACCUGUGUUGCUUAGAUGUCAUGAAUUAUUUACUUUGACUGUCAAUUGUUUCUCCAUUUUUAAAAAGAAAUUAUAUAUAUUGUUUGGUUCACUCAGGAAAUGCAUGUGUCAGGAAACCUGUAUUAUAAGUUCAGUUAGCUGUCAUGUACAAGUAACUGCUGUUACUCCCUUUCCAUAGAAAUAUAACUGAUUUUGACAUUUUCCAGAUUAUAUGCAUUAAGUAAUGAAACUUAUGCAGCAAGAAAUCCCUGUAUUGUAGUUGUUCUAAUCAUUUUAUUCAAACUAUAGUAUACUGUAGUUUAAUUUUUAUUUGCAAAUUAAUUUAUUCAAACUACGUGAGUAAACACUUUUCAAAAAUA